Lontra canadensis (Northern American river otter) is the source of this 804-nucleotide messenger RNA. RefSeq names its product prostaglandin D2 synthase (gene PTGDS). Gene Ontology annotation, molecular function: small molecule binding. The coding region runs from base 76 to 651 and encodes 191 amino acids. The record is from RefSeq and is a predicted model, not a curated record. NCBI's taxonomy places the organism in Eukaryota, Metazoa, Chordata, Mammalia, Carnivora, Mustelidae. The transcript has 7 exons.
CUCCUCCUGCGCCUUCCUCCCUCUGCCUGCGCGGCUGGAAUCACAGGCCCUGGUCACACACUCAGCUCCAGGACAAUGGCCGCUCUGCACACGCUGCGGAUGGGACUGGUCCUGCUAGGGGUCCUGGGAGUCCUGCAGACGCGGGCUCAGCCCCAGGUCUCCCUGCAGCCCAACUUCCAACAGGACAAGUUCCUGGGGCGCUGGUUCACCUCGGGCCUCGCCUCCAACUCGAGCUGGUUCCGGGAGAAGAAGAGCGCGCUGUCCAUGUGCGUGUCCGUGGUGGCCCCGACUGCAGACGGAGGCCUCAACCUCACCUCCACCUUCCUCAGGAAAGAGCAGUGUGAGACGCGGACCCUGCUGCUGCGGCCGGCAGGAACCCCGGGCUGCUACAGCUACACCAGCCCGCACUGGGGCAGCACCCACGACGUGUGGGUGGUGACGACAGACUAUGACGAGUUUGCGCUUCUCUACACUGCGGGCACCAAAGGUCUCGGCCGGGACUUCCACAUGGCCACCCUCUACAGCCGCACCCAGACCCCAAGGGCCGAGAUAAAGGAGAAAUUUAGCAACUUUGCCAAGACCCGGGGCUUCACAGAGGACACCAUUGUCUUCCUGCCACAGACCGAUAAAUGCAUGGAGGAGCACAAGUAGGUGACCCCGGCCCUCAGGACCUGGCCAUCCUGCCCUGCUCUGCUCUCUCCUCCAAGACCCCCGAGCUCCCAGCCCUGGCUCCUCCCUGCCCCCACCUGUGCCCCCUCAGGCUUCCUCCUGGCUCUGAGAAUAAACUCCAGAAGCAAAUCAGCA